GUUUCACUUUACAAUGAAACAGGAAGUUAAUAGACUAUAUAUAAAUAUCACAUGAUUUGAGCACAGUCCCAAAUCAGACCUACAGCCAUCUAUCUACACUAGAGCUAAUAAUCAACCUAGGGUGUUAAGCAUGUUAUCCCUCCUAAUACUUCUGCUGAAUCUUACCAAUCAUGCUUUUGGACAAAAUCCUGCAAUAAAGGCCAUAUUGUCAAAUAAAGGACUUCAAUAUGGGUCACACAUUGGGGCUGAUUGGAUGCAGGAGAAGAUAGGUAGUGUGAUCAUACCAGAUGUCAGAGGUGGUGUUGACAUUGGUAUAGGAACGGUGCACUACGUCCUUGACGGAAUCUCAGUGUCUGGGUGUGAUGUUCCAGAGCCUUCAGUGGAGUUCUAUGAGGGCGUGGGACUCAAGGCUGUGAUCAGUGGCCUCAGCAUUUCAAUGAGUGGAAAUUGGCACACACGUUUUGGCAUCAUAACCGAUGGUGGCUCAUUUGACCUGGCAGUGUUCAAUGUGGACGUGACCUCUGUGGUGCAGAUAGGAAGUGAUCAGAGUGGACACAUUUCUAUCUCCAGCGAAAACUGUGAUGCCAGUGUCGGUGAGGCAUCAAUCAAUUUCCAUGGAGGAGCCAGUUUGAUCUUCCAGCCAUUUGUGAGCCUUUUCCACCAUCGCAUUAAAGCUAUAAUUGAGGAAAGAAUCUGCCCAUUGGUUGAAGAGCAUGUUACCGAUUUGGAGCGACAUCUAUCAGAAAUGCAAGUGUCCUUCAAGGUCAAUUCUGCUCUAGUUUUGGACGUCCCCCUCACUAACUCACCCCUCGUCGAUUCUAUUAGCCUUGGUCUGGAUUUGAAGGGUGAGUUCUACAGUGUUCAGAGUCACACAGAUCCUCCUUUUAAGGCCGAGCCUUUUAAUCUGCCAGAGGACAAAGGCCACAUGCUCUCCCUGGGCCUGUCUGAAUUCACUGUCAACUCUGCCUCCUAUGCUUACUUCUCCGCUGGACUCCUGCAGGCCCAAAUAAACGACAGCAUGAUCCCCAAGACCUCUCCUUUCCGUCUCAACACAACCUCCUUCGGGCCUCUCAUCCCUCAGCUUCCCAAGCUCUUCCCCAACAUGCUGAUGGAACUGCAGGUGUAUGCCAGGAACGUUCCAAUAUUUUCCUUCCAGGCUGAUAAGGUUACAAUGGAAUUUCCAGGUGCUGUUAAGGCCUUUGCCAUCCAGCCAAAUGCUUCACGGACUCCACUGUUCAAGCUCAAUGUUGACUCCAUUUUUAGUGGGAUGAUACGCAUUUCAGAAGAGAAACUCAAAGGCUUGGUGGAACUAAGCAAUUUUACCCUGACACUUGCAUCAAGUGAAGUGGGAACAUUCCAGACUGCAGCCCUGGAAAAGUUUAUGAAGCUGGGGAUGAAGAUUACAGUGUUAGCUAAACUGAACGCCAAACUGGAGGAGGGCAUUGUUUUACCCACCAUGCACCACAUCCAUCUGGUUAACCCUGCGCUGAAGAUCCAGCAGGGAUUUGUGUCCAUUGCAUCAGACCUUGAUGUUAAAUCUGGCGAGGGAGAGAGCCUUUCUGAAGGGAUUUACCAUUACCGACUAUAUGCAGGUGACAUUUCCACCUGGAUGACAGCACAUAAUUAGCAAGACGGAGAUGCUCUUCAUCCGAGGGAAUGCCUGCCCAUUCUCAGAAAUGAGAUCAUCUGAGAUGAUCACGUCGUUUACAUUCCAGUCCUUGUCAGCUCCAUAUUUGACGACUUCAACUCACACCCUGUUGGAAUCUCUGCAUUAUCAGAUUCGCCUCUGUUAUUAAUCUCUAUAUUGUAAUCAAAAAAAGUGUUUCAAAAUGCUGUACUUUUAUUAAUAUAUAUGUUCAGAUCAUUCUUGAGAAAUAAGGGGUGUAAUAUCUCCAGAUGGGUGUGUGGUUGUCAUGCCCUGGCCAUAGAGAGACUUUUAUUCUCUAUUUUGGUUAGGCCAGGGCGUGACUAGG
This is a messenger RNA of Oncorhynchus mykiss (rainbow trout), 1973 nucleotides long. RefSeq names its product bactericidal permeability-increasing protein. The record is from RefSeq and is a predicted model, not a curated record. Lineage: Eukaryota; Metazoa; Chordata; Actinopteri; Salmoniformes; Salmonidae. Gene Ontology annotation, molecular function: lipid binding.